AUAAGGUAAAUAAGGGAAUGAUACCGUUUGAGGAAAGAUCCAUAAUUGCCGGCCACCACCGCUAUCUUGUGAAAGAUGUUUUUGACGGACACGCUAGUCCUUACCUCCAUCGCGGCAUAGAUCGCAUUUUCGUUCCUCAUUAUCAUAAGAAGCGCAGGCAUCGAAAUCGCCACCGUGAUCGCAGCAGUUGUGGCGACUCUCGCGACUCUAGCGAUUGCUUCGGUGAGCAAGAUCCCAAUGUGCGUAAGCUAUUCGGUAAGGACCCAUACGAUCCAGAGCUUCCAGUUCCAACUGAA
This is a messenger RNA of Strongylus vulgaris, 296 nucleotides long. NCBI's taxonomy places the organism in Eukaryota, Metazoa, Nematoda, Chromadorea, Rhabditida, Strongylidae. The record is from the annotation of a GenBank genome assembly.